AUGGAAUUCGACGACGAGAUGGGCUUCGGCAGCUCGGCCCCUCCGGCGUCGUCGCGCUCGAACAGUCGGGCGCCCCGCGCCCGGUGCCAGGCCCCGCAGGAAUCGGUCAAACAGUUCUGGGAACAGUUCAACACCAAGUACCCCGGGAAAGUGUAUACGGUGUUACCAGAUAACCCAUAUGCACGCACGCGGGCCAAGCGCGUUCCCAACGGAGUGAUUCAGGGCCACGCGGCUGUCAAGUCGUACGAGCAGGCGCGGCGAGAGUGCCAAAUCUCGGUCGAGCGCAUCGUUAAGGAGUGCCAGCGGGUCAAUCAAAAGUAUACUGACCCGCACUUUGAUAUUGAGCUGGAUCUCAAGUCUAAUCGGAGACACUACCUCGAUGAGCUGGACAAAGUCAAUGAUAUCAUGAAGCCUCGGGGCGUGAAAAGAGUGACGGAGAUUUUUGAGAACCCCCAUUUCUAUGUCAAUGGGCCCACAGCGUCGGACGUGCGCCAGGGGUACGAUGGCGACUGCUGGCUGAUGGCAGCGCUGUGUACAAUGGGCAACAAGGCCGGGCUGAUCGAGAAGAUCUGUGUCGCCCGGGAUGAGACGGUUGGCAUCUAUGGGUUUGUCUUUUAUCGCGACGGCGAGUGGCAGCAAUGUAUCGUGGAUGAUAAGCUGUAUCUGCGUGCGGCCGACUAUGACGAGUCCAACGAGGAGCGAAUGACUUGGGAUCUCAUCAACCGCACCGACACCGAAGAAGAGUACCGCCGCGUAUGGCAAACAGGCUCACGGGCACUGUACUUUGCCCAGUGCGUGGAUCCGAAUGAGACGUGGCUGCCCCUGCUCGAAAAGGCAUUCGCCAAGGCCCAUGGCGACUAUACCGCGAUUGAAGGCGGGUUUGUCGGUGAAGCCAUUGAGGAUUUGACUGGAGGCGUCACCUCUGAGGUUCUGUCCAGCAAUAUUCUUGACAAGAACCGCUUUUGGACGGAGGAGCUGAUGAAGGUCAAUGAGGAGUUCCUGUUUGGCUGUGGCACAGGUCUCUUCUCGAACUGGUUGGAUGUUCGAUCUCCGCCGCGCGACCGUAAGGGGAUUUCGGAGAAUCAUUCGUACUCGAUCAUGGAGGCGAGAGAGGUGAAGGGGAAGCGUCUGCUUCGGCUGAGAAACCCGUGGGGAAAGAAAGAAUGGCACGGUGCGUGGGGUGACGGGUCGAAAGAGUGGACGGCGGAGUGGAUGGACUUGCUCGGACACAAGUUUGGGGAUGAUGGAUUCUUCUGGAUUUCAUACGAAGACCUCCUCAAGAAGUACCAGCACUUCGACCGGACUCGUCUCUUCGGAAACGAGUGGACCAUCACGCAGCAGUGGACCACCCUGAACGUUCCCUGGUCGGCCGAUUAUCACAGCACCAAGUUUGUCAUGAACGUGACCCAAGCCGGGCCAACCGUCAUCGUCCUUUCCCAGCUUGACAACCGCUACUUUAAAGGACUCGCAGGCGAAUAUAGCUUCGUGCUCAAGUUCCGGGUGCAGAAAGAUGGCGAGGAAGACUACAUGGUGCGCAGCCAUAGCAGCCAUUUCAUGGCCCGGUCCGUGAACGCCGAGAUCAAUCUUGAACCAGGCCGCUACCAGGUCUUGAUGAAGAUCACCGCUUACCGACACGAGGACAUGGAGUCAACCGAGGAGACUGUGCGGCGUCUGGCCUCGACCCACCGCGAGAAGCUUGUGCAAGUCGGAUUAUCCUAUGAUCUAGCCCAUGCCAAGGGCCUAGUUGCCGAAACGGAUCAAGAGCGGUAUGACGCGGAGAGACGCAAAGGGAUUGAAUGGAAGAAGCUCCGUGAUGAGACCAAGCGCAAGCUGCAGAAAGAAUGGAUUCGAGAGCGCAAGAUGGGCGCUCGGCAGCAGCGCCAGGCUGCACGUCACCCACGCAGGAUGACCAACGGCGCAUCUCCCGAGCGAGGUCCCAUUCCUGGGCAGAUCCUGGCAGAGAACAAGGCAACUCAAUCCCCGACGGAAGUUGGGAGCAUCUCCAGUGACACCAGUGACCGUAAGUCCACUAACAACGGCUCGGUCCCGACGAUCCAGUUCAACGGACUUCAUGCACGACCUGCAAGUCGUUCGGGGCACCGGGGAACCGAGUCUCCUCGCCCAAGCCUGAACACACGCCUUGCCAACGACAGCCUGGACAUGAGUGAUUUGGAACUGCUUGAUGGUUUCGAAUUCGACAGUGACUUGGACAUGCCGCUCGAGGAGCCGAAGAACCGGCCUCCGUUCUCUGAUAUGGACAGCCCUGCCGAGGAUCCCUGGAACGCGGUCUGUGUGGUUGGAAUGCGUGUCUACUCCAGGGAUUCGAAGCUGAGCCUCCAAGUAAUGCACCCAAGGCCAGAGGAUGACACCGAGGCUCCCCUGGACCGGGAUGAUCCUGCGGCGUCGGCCACCCUUGAGAAGUCCUUUUGGAGUACCCACAUCUCGCCGUGA
This is a messenger RNA of Penicillium canariense, 2451 nucleotides long. RefSeq lists its product as uncharacterized. The coding region runs from base 1 to 2451 and encodes 816 amino acids. Gene Ontology annotation, biological process: proteolysis. Gene Ontology annotation, molecular function: calcium-dependent cysteine-type endopeptidase activity. Gene Ontology annotation, cellular component: cytoplasm. Lineage: Eukaryota; Fungi; Ascomycota; Eurotiomycetes; Eurotiales; Aspergillaceae. The transcript has 4 exons. The record is from RefSeq and is a predicted model, not a curated record.